Sphaeroforma arctica JP610 is the source of this 1663-nucleotide messenger RNA. RefSeq lists its product as hypothetical. Bases 288 to 836 code for a protein of 182 amino acids. Gene Ontology annotation, cellular component: GINS complex; nucleus. Gene Ontology annotation, biological process: DNA replication; double-strand break repair via break-induced replication. NCBI's taxonomy places the organism in Eukaryota, Ichthyosporea, Ichthyophonida. The transcript has 5 exons. The record is from RefSeq and is a predicted model, not a curated record.
CUUGUCAUACAGACUACAGUCAUAGCCUUCUGAAAAGUAUUAAGUAGCACACGCAAGUAAAAAGACUAUAAGAGACGUAAGCAUUGUAAUAGUAUACCCCCUGCGUAUUAAUGUAUGUAACACAACACCAAUCAAGAUACUCUCGCAGUCUGUAUUGUAUGCCGGGGAAAUUUAUCACUUUAGACCGGUUCACAUUACUAUUUUACGGGAAUAGUCAAAUACACACACACCAUACGUAAGCGUUGCGUGGAUAUUCUUUACAAAUACUAUAGCGUCGAGCAUUUAGAAUGGAUCCUUCACGUCACACGGCCGCGGAAGUUAACUUCGUAGCCGAAAAUGCCAUACUAGAUAUAAUUCCGAGUUUCAAAUUGGAAGGUCUUCACUUGAUCACAAAGUCAUACGGUCCAUUCCAGCCGCAAAGAACAACUCAAGUGCCACUAUGGUUGGCUCUUGAGCUCAAGAGCAGUAAACGUUGUCAAAUCGUCUGCCCUAGUUGGAUGACUGUUGAGAAUUUGAAGCUUGCCAGUCAACGGGAAUUAGAAAACGAAACUAGUUGGGAGAAAAUGCAUCCUGCCUACUUGGAAGUGAGUAUGGCACUACUGUGCAAUGCUGCCGAUGAUAUACAAAGCCCGAGCGAGGUGCGCCUGUUACUCAACACAAUUUGGGACGCUAGAUUUGCGAAGAUCAAGAAGCAGUUACAUCACUUGGAGGCGGAUUCAAUCAUGGUGCGGUUGACAAACCUCACAAUGAUGGAGAUAAACCGAACACGUCAGUUUGUGACCGAAGCGAUGUUUGAGUUUCAAGAGCUGGACGACUGUGACAAUCAGGAAAGGUAGCAUGCUACCCGCUUCCCUGAUUUUGACAGUAACAUAAUUCUAUCACGGGCAACGACCAUGAGUGCGAUCUCCGGGGUCGGUGUAUGGCUCGAGCGCUUCGUCCAAGACCUAGCGGAUAGUGCGGUCCGCUAUCCGUGAUGUGUCUUCACUGUUGUGAUUUACGAUAGAGGAAUGAGGGAUGAAGGCAUCGACAAAUAGCCUCGAAAACUAUCUCAGCUUCACAGGAUGGAGCAGGUCUUGAGCCAUGAAUGAGGUACUCGACCAGUUUGCGGCAUGAGUGCGCAGAAUGGACCGCUGUGGACGUAAGUUGCUGAUUGGAUAGUUAUGACUCCAAAUAGACAGAUGUCGUGGAGGGCUAGUGUGGCAGAAUUUUGUAGAUAUGGCAGCUAUCUGGCGAUUUGUAGUGACUGGUCGUUGUGGAGUUGACCAGUUGACUCGAGUACCGUAAUUGUACGAUACUGUGUUCAUCCCACUUCUCGGUUAAGCAAUAUAUGCAAAAUGAUUCGGAGAGUGCGUGUGAUAUCAUAACAAAAGAACGCAGUGACACGUACUCCCGAACACUGACACCAUGGUAGGUACACCGAAUACACUGUAUUCAAUUCGUCUGUGGACGUGAAUGGGUCACGCGGUGAUGACAGUAAUAUAAUAUAAUUCUUACCGUUUCAAUUGAGAAUGAAUAUCGAUGUAAGUCGCUGGUAUGGCUGUAUAAUCUAAAUUAGAGUGUGCGCUACUUUUGGGGACUCUGGUGUGACUCUGACAGCUUAAUAAAACUCUCGAGCUUUUUUCACUCCGAUUAAAAAUGCGGAUGCCACCGGGUAGCCAACAAC